Molecule: messenger RNA, 585 nt
Organism: Diversispora eburnea
Lineage: Eukaryota; Fungi; Glomeromycota; Glomeromycetes; Diversisporales; Diversisporaceae
Source: the annotation of a GenBank genome assembly
AUGUCUUUACUUGAAAAAGUUCCUUUAGAACGCGCAUCAGAUUUUGCUGCUCACAUGACAUGCUUCCUAUGGUUUGGAGAUUAUAUGAUGGAUAUUACUUCUAAUUGUUCUUCCUCUUCUUGCGGUAGUUUAGUUGGUAAUGGAAUACAUGGAAGAUUUAUUGAUUAUCAACCUACCGAUGCAUUUAAAAAAUUUUGUCGUGAUGUAAUUUCGGCUACUCAAGUUUCUCAUUCGGUAAUUCUUUUAUCAUUAUUAUAUACUGCUAGAAUGAAAAUGAAUUACCCUACAAUUAAAGGUCAAAAUGGUUCCGAAUAUCGAACAUUCACUUGUGCUCUAAUGUUAGCUAAUAAAUUUUUGGAUGAUAACACUUAUACCAAUAAAACUUGGUCAGAAGUAACGAACAUUCCUGUGACUGAAAUAAAUAUGAUGGAAAAAGAAUUUUUAAGUUCAUUAGAUUAUCAAUUAUAUGUUUCCGAACAACAAUAUUUUGAGUGGGUUCUUCCUCCACUUAAAAGAUCAGUUGAGGAAGCUUUUGUUGACGGAAUGACGGUUUCGCCUUCCAAAAGAUCAAAUUCUGUGGUAUAA